Phaeoacremonium minimum UCRPA7 is the source of this 1998-nucleotide messenger RNA. Its product is annotated as putative rna polymerase iii subunit rpc82 protein. Gene Ontology annotation, cellular component: RNA polymerase III complex. Lineage: Eukaryota; Fungi; Ascomycota; Sordariomycetes; Togniniales; Togniniaceae. The transcript has 4 exons. The record is from RefSeq and is a predicted model, not a curated record. Bases 1 to 1998 code for a protein of 665 amino acids. Gene Ontology annotation, biological process: DNA-templated transcription. Gene Ontology annotation, molecular function: single-stranded DNA binding.
AUGCUCGUGACAAAGAACCUCGCAGAGCUAUGCGCUCUGUUAAUCGACGACAUCUAUGGCGAACUUCCAUCUCGGAUUUUCGCGACUCUCCUGAGUAAAGGCCGCUCAUCUAUCCCGCAACUUGCGCAGACCACCUCCCUGACUCUCCGACAAAUUCGACACGGCUUAGCCGUGUUGGUCCAGAACAAUCUGGUAUAUUACUACAUCGACAAUGACACAAAAGUGACGACUUACAUAGCCAAUUCCGGCAGUGCGUAUAACCUGAUUCGCGUUGGAAAGAUUUUGGACCUGGUCGAAUCGGUAUACGGUGCCGCUGAGAAGGACGUUUUCCAGAGCUUGCUGCUAUGGGGCCAGACAAAGGUGGCCCAGAUCACAGCCGCUUACGACGAGCAGAUCCAGAGACAUGACAAAUUGAUGGGCUCAGGCUCGGCCGCUGGGAACCUAGCGAAUGGCGACGGUCAUGUCGAAGGAGACAGCGCCAAGAGCUUGGCCAUAAAAUCGAUUGAUGAGCUCAAUGCCGCCUUGGGUCGAUUAGUGGAAGCAGAAUUGGUUGAGGCCGUGACUGCUGUAUCAUUUCGCAGCCCGGAGGAUGCUUAUAAGGACAUUGAAGAAGACAUACUCAGAAACUACUUUCCAAACAGCGUAAGAGGACAAAGGGGCAAGGACGAAUUCGCGCGACUAUUAUCCCAGCGUCUACGAGACGUGAGAGACGCACCCUUGAGCUUGAAGCGUAAGCUGCAGCAGAAUGGCAGCGCCACUAAACGACGCAAGCUUACCAACGGCAAUGCCGUAAAUGGGGUUCAUGAUUCUGGGUCGAAUUUAGUUCUUCCACCGGAAGUUUGUAUUCGCAUUAAUCAGGAGAAGUGUAUGGUGGAACUUCGAAAUAAGCGCCUCGUUCAAGCUGCAUCUGACCUUAUUGGGGAGCCUACUGCCGAGGUCUACGCUGUUCUGCUGCAUUUACUGUGCAAGAGGAUCUCCCGUUGCCACGGCGAUCCCCGGAUUGAGGACUACGAUGAUGAGGAUUUCUAUUCAGAUGGCCUCUCUGUCUCUACAACUGACAUAUUAGACCAUCUGAAAUCCUCUGUUGAUGUCUACUCGGGUGUCGGUCGCAUGGGACUGGGGAAGAUUGACCGAAAGAGUGCAGAGAGAGUUUACGAGCAUCCGCCACAGAAGAUUGUUGCCCCGCCACCCGAGGCCGAGGUGGAUGGCAAUGCGAGUCCAGAUGAAGAUGAGGGCGACUUGGAUCUUAGCAGCGAUUCUGAAAUCGAGGACGCUCGCCCCAAUGGACACCGGUCGUCUGUCAAGCCGGCAUCAAGUCUUAAUGGUAAUAAGGAAGCCAAGGUUCAGUUUGAAGAACCCCCUCCUCCCAAAGAGAAUCGCCUAGAUCAAAUGAAGCAACAUCUUCUACUGCUCGCAGAGUCUAAGCAGGGAUUUGUUCGACAUUGCAAGCGCGGCAGAUGGACAGUGGACUUUGAGCCACUGGUACAGAAUUUGCGGGAGGCUGAGCUCGAUACUGUUAUGGAACAAAGCGUCGGACGAGACGGCCUGCGCCUCGUGCGUAUCCUACGACAGAAGGGCAAGUUGGAUGAGAAAACAUUACCAUCGCUUGCUCUGAUGCCCAAAGGAGACGUCCAAAAGAAGAUGUUGGAGAUGCAGAUGACGGGUUAUGUUGACAUGCAAGAGGUGCCUCGAGACAACAAUCGGACCGCUAGCCGGACGAUAUUUCUCUACUGGACUGAUACCGAGAGAUGUCUCGAUCGGUUGCUGGACAAUACAUACAAAGCGAUGGUUCGAUGCCUGCAGAGGCUAGAAGUGCAUCGCCAGCAAGAUCGAGAGGUGCUUGACAUAGUGCAACGAGAAGAUGUUCGUGGGAGAGAGAAAGAGGUCAUGGAAAAGCGAUAUUACGACAAGUUCGUCAGAGUUACGGAAGUUCAGGAGAAGCUUCUAGGUCAUGUCAUGAGGCUUGAUGACUUGGUUGGACUACUGCGGGAUUUCUGA